Marmota flaviventris (yellow-bellied marmot) is the source of this 3554-nucleotide messenger RNA. Lineage: Eukaryota; Metazoa; Chordata; Mammalia; Rodentia; Sciuridae. The record is from RefSeq and is a predicted model, not a curated record.
CGUGUGACGCCGCGGCCGCGGCGGAGCUGGGGAUUAAUGGGAAAAGUUUUGGCAGGAGCGGGAGGAUUGUGCGGAGCCUGCGGGACGGCGGCGGUGGCGCGGGAGGCGGCCAGGACAGGUUCCUUGCCUUUUCUUGGGGAAGAAGUGUUAGCUCCACACUCUACUCUGCUUUCACUUGACCUCCACUUAAGAUACCCAUAAGGGUUGAGCGGUGCCGUGGGCAUGCACGUGGUACUCACACAGAGGCUUCUGCUCACUGACAGAUGAAGACGGACGCACCCUAGAGGCUAACAGGAGCUGCCCUGUAGAGGUCCAUCUGCACUCAGACCCAGAUGAUGCCAGAGCUAUGACCAGGCCUGCAGGUGUGGCACCGAGGGGAGAUCAGCCAUGGAGCAGCCACAGGAGGAGACCCCUGAGGUCCGGGAAGAGGAGGAGAAAGCGGAAGUGGCAGAGGCUGAAGGAGCCCCAGAGCUCAAUGGAGGACCAGAGCUUGCACUUCCUUCCAGCAGCUACACGGACCUCUCCCAGAGUUCCUCCCCACCCUCGCUUCUGGACCAGCUCCAGAUGGGCUGUGACGGGGCCUCGGGCGGCAGCCUCAACAUGGAGUGCCGAGUGUGCGGGGACAAGGCCUCAGGCUUCCACUAUGGUGUUCAUGCGUGCGAGGGGUGCAAGGGCUUCUUCCGAAGGACAAUUCGCAUGAAGCUGGAAUAUGAGAAGUGUGAUCGGAGCUGCAAGAUCCAGAAGAAGAACCGCAACAAGUGUCAGUACUGCCGCUUCCAGAAAUGCCUGGCACUGGGCAUGUCACAUAAUGCCAUCCGCUUCGGCCGGAUGCCAGAGGCGGAGAAGAGGAAGCUGGUGGCGGGGCUGACAGCCAGCGAGGGGCACCUGCACAACCCACAGCUGGCUGACCUGAAGGCCUUCUCCAAGCACAUCUACAACGCCUACCUGAAAAACUUCAACAUGACCAAAAAGAAGGCCCGCAGCAUCCUCACUGGCAAGUCCAGCCACACUGCGCCCUUUGUGAUCCACGACAUCGAGACAUUGUGGCAGGCAGAGAAGGGCCUGGUGUGGAAGCAGCUGGUGAACGGCCUGCCGCCCUACAAAGAGAUCAGCGUGCACGUGUUCUACCGCUGCCAGUGCACCACAGUGGAGACCGUGCGGGAGCUCACCGAGUUUGCCAAGAGCAUCCCCAACUUCAGCAAUCUCUUCCUCAAUGACCAGGUGACCCUUCUCAAGUAUGGCGUGCAUGAGGCCAUCUUUGCCAUGCUGGCCUCCAUUGUCAACAAAGAUGGGCUGCUGGUGGCCAAUGGCAGUGGCUUUGUCACUCAUGAGUUCCUGCGCAGCCUCCGCAAGCCCUUCAGUGACAUCAUUGAACCCAAGUUCGAGUUUGCUGUCAAGUUUAACGCCCUGGAACUUGACGACAGCGACCUGGCUCUGUUCAUCGCAGCCAUUAUCCUGUGUGGAGACCGGCCAGGCCUCAUGAACGUGCCCCAGGUGGAGGCCAUCCAGGACACCAUCCUGCGUGCCCUCGAGUUCCACUUGCAGGCCAACCACCCCGACACCCAGUACCUCUUCCCCAAGCUGCUGCAGAAGAUGGCUGACCUGCGGCAGCUGGUUACCGAGCACGCCCAGAUGAUGCAGUGGCUCAAGAAGACUGAGACUGAGACCUUGCUGCACCCCCUACUCCAGGAGAUCUAUAAGGACAUGUACUGAAGCCAGUGUCCAGGCCACCUGCAGGUUGCAGAGGGGUCCAGCCACUGGAAAGCACUCAGCACAGCUCAGAGCAUCAGGGUCACACUCUCGCGCUCCCACGCCCAUGGUCCUGGUUCCAUGGUCCCUUUCCUCCACUUCUUUGCUCCCCGACUCUGUCUGCCUUUGUUGUCCCCCUGUCUUGGUUCCUGUCUUACCAGUGCCUCUGGCUCUUCCGCUGCCUUCCCCUCUGCAGCUGUGUCCCCUCCUCCUCCCUCCUCUCGUCUCUCCGUGCAGCCCCACGUCUGUCUGCUCUUUCGUCUGUGAGAACUUUGUACUAUUUCACCAGCAGCCUAAGACAGAACUUCUGCUUUUGCCCCUCCUUUCCCAGGGGAAGGAGUGGGCGUCCUCUGUCCCACACUGCGCUGCAGGCACAGGGGGCCCACUUCUGUCUCCUUUCUUCAAGCAAAAGACUUGAGCCAUCCAAAGAAACACUAUGCCCUCUGGGCCUGGCUUCCUGGGGAAGCUUGGCCUGGAAUGCCUGCAGCAAUAACCUGCAGUCACUGGGUCCCUGCUGUAGGGUACAGUGGCCGGGGGGCUGGGCCAAGAGCCAGAGGCCUCCCCCAAGUGAUCUCCCCUGCCCAAGAAUGAAGCUGGCUGACCCUAUAACAGCAGUCCAGCCCUCUGACACCCAGCGUCCUUCCAUUCUUCAUACCAGUCUUCUAAACAACGUCACUGAUGAUCCCCUGCGCUGGCCGCUGCGGGGCACCCCCCAGCCUGGAGGGAAAGCAGUGUUCCCUCCAGGUGGAAGCCCCACACCCCCGUUGAAGAGGAGAAAGGUGGGGGUGGUUGGGUUAUAGCACACUUCAUUCUGACCCCAGAGAUCAGGGUCUGCGUCCUGGGGUCAGAGGCCAGGGGGUAUGGGGCGGGCCUUCCAUCAGCACCGCACUGCCCCUACCCUGUAGCAGCCACAAUGGUCAGAACCCAGUGCCACCGCACCUUUCUCUAGCCAGGAGCCCCUGGCACCGGCCCCUCCCUGACACACUCCCUGGAGCUGAUGCUCCAGCACACACCACAGCACUGAAAUCACUUUACCACAGGUCUUGGCCCACCCUCCCUCCUUCCCCAAGAGGUGUGCCUGCAGGGGCUGUUCCCAGGGCUGGCAGACCUCUGGGUGGGCAGGACUGUCCUGCCGAGCCAGCCAGGACCUGCUCCUGGGAUCCUGUGCUUCCCCCCGUUCAUUCAGCCCUGCCUUCUGCCACCCUCCCUGCCCUGCUCUCAGCCCACUGGUCACCUGGAGUUCUCCCUGUGCCUCCUCAAAUAACUGGGACCUGUGGGUCUGGCCCCUGCCCCCAGCUCCUGAGUGGAGGUGUGCCCACCCAGGCCUGAGUGAGGAGGGACCAGCUAGGGUCUCAGAAGGUGGUAGGAGAGCCAGGGUUACAGCCUGGACUUCCUGGACCCUAUCUGGUCCCAAGGGGCCUUUCCAUCCGAGUGCAGCUCUGGGAGGUGAUGGCUUGAGAGAGGACAAGCCCAGCAUCUGCCCCUACCAGCUUGGUGGCCUUCUGUGUCCCAGGAUCACUCUGCUAGCAAGACCCUUUCUUCUCCCCUCCCCCUCAGCUGACCAGAUUUUGGAGCUUGGGGUGCGGCCUUUGGGGCCGAGGCUGAAGGGAGCUCUUUGCCUGUCCCUGUCCCCACCCAGGUCUGGUGCUGAGGUGUCGCUCUUCUCAGUGGCUGAGCAGUCUCCAAUACUGAAAUGUAUAUUUUUGCUAGGAGCCCCAGCUUCCUGUGUUUUUAAUAUAAAUAGUGUACACAGACUGACAGAACUUUAAAUAAAUGGGAAUUAAGUAUUUAAGAGUUGACUUGAA